Messenger RNA from Alosa sapidissima (American shad), 4235 nucleotides. It is a transcript of the gene cdc42ep4a, whose product is annotated as CDC42 effector protein (Rho GTPase binding) 4a. The transcript has 2 exons. The coding region runs from base 519 to 1781 and encodes 420 amino acids. NCBI's taxonomy places the organism in Eukaryota, Metazoa, Chordata, Actinopteri, Clupeiformes, Clupeidae. The record is from RefSeq and is a predicted model, not a curated record.
CACACCAAACAGGGGCAGUUGUCUGCUCGGCUACCGCUGCCAGGUUUUGUGAAUUAGCCGACGCCGUGCCUGCCUCCCCACGCUCCGCGGUCAAACAGCAGACUCAGUAAAUAUUUUAUCGCGUUAUGGGGUGGAGGGACCUGUUGUGUCUGCUGGCUCCUUUGGCUGACUUUCCAUUCUGCUGAAACUCCCUCCCGUAAGGAGGCCUGAACUUUGUUUAAAUAUUGUGAAGGGCAGGCAGGAUAUUUAUUUGAUUUAAUCAGCUGAAGGGCAGAGCCUGUGUAAAUAUGUGUUGACAUGAGUGGCCCACCUCAGGUUUGGAAUUUGAGGUCGAGGACAUCCUUUCCCCAGGAAGGAAACUCUCCAGGAAUUCGUAAAUGUGUCAUCACCUGCACAAGAUCCCAGAUCUUCACUUGAAACCGUCAACAUUCAGUCUCUGACCCCACUUCUUUAGCCUCACUGGAUUGUACAUUCAUUGUUUUUGCGUUGACCUGACUCGUGUUCCCAAGCACGCCAACAUGCCCAUCCUAAAGCAGCUGGUGGCGGGCUCGUCGCAGACCAAGCGGCGCACGCGCACGGAACUCACCACCGAGAUGAUCAGCGCCCCGCUGGGCGACUUCCGCCACACCAUGCACGUGGGCCGCAGCGGCGAGGCGUUCGGAGACACGUCCUUCCUGAGCAGCCGCUCGGGUGAGCCCCCCCGCGAGGCACCCGCCACGGCCUUCCCACGCUCGCCCAAGCCGGGCCUGCUCACCCGCACCUUCCGCAGCAGCAAGCGCUCGCAGUCUGUUAACCGCGUGGACCAGCGAGGCGACAACACGCUGCUGCCUCCAGGCGGAUCGCCGACCUUGGUCAAGAACGCCCUGUCCCUACCAUUCCUCAACGAUGAGAGCGACGGGGAGGGAGGAGGAGGCAGGGCACUCCAGAGCCUCACCUCAAGCCCCUUGAGGCAGGCGCCUGGGCCAGACAGUAGGGCCUCAUCCAACGGGGCACUGGCUGCACCACAGGUGCUCGACCUGGAGCAGCACGAGCAGCUGUUCGGGGUCCUCACGGACCUGCGCUCACCUGGCUCCUACAACGGAGGAGGAGGGGGGAUGAAGAAAGCCGAGUCGGUGAUGUCCUUCCACGUGGACCUGGGGCCCUCCAUGAUGGGGGAUGUCCUGUUUGUCAUGGAGAAGGAGGAGGACGACCUUGGGUUCGAGGAAGGGAAGAGCAGUGAGGGCAGAGCCUCUCCACCUCUCAGUGUGCACGCUGAGGGUGACGAGGAGGUGGAUGAAGAGCAGAAUAACUAUGAUGAAGAUCACAGAAAGGAGGAAGAGGAGGGGCAUGAGGAAGAGCACGGUGAGGAGGAGGAGGAAGAAGAGGUAGGUGAAGAGAAGGAUGUGAAGGUCGAGGUGAUUGAGGCACAAAUAGAGGCCCAUCCAGGGGUGCCAGAGCAUCAACAGCAACAACAGCAGCGAUACGAGCUAGAAGAGCCUGAAGACGUACAUGAAGACGUACAUAACCUACAUGAUCAGGUUCCUCCCAGACCACCAAGUUCAGUAGACCAGGACAUCCAGAUGGAUGCUCCCUACACCCCAGAGCUUCAGCCCAAGCACCUCCAGAACACAGACAGUUGCUCCAUGUCCAGCUCUAGCUCUGCAGCCUUUGAUGAGAGGCCACCAAGCCAGCUACUGGAGGUGGAGGCACCAGGCGUGACUCGCUACAGCCCACCACCACCUGUGGAGGAGGGAGAAUUCUCAUCAUUCAUAGAGGAUGAGGAUGACGAAAUACGUCUGUAAAGCUUCACAAGUGACUGGAUGUUUUUAGAGACAAGACACAGAUAUUAUGGCUCGGACCUUUUGACAUGUGUUCUGUGGUACAACUCCAGUGACAACAUGGACUUGUUGAAUAGAACUUAACGACUGUUUCCUUGAGGAGUUUCCUAGUAUAUCAAAUCCAGAGUACCAUCCGUGUGUCCUUCCGACUCCUUUACUCCGGGAGGUGAAUCAGAGUGACAGCUCCCACUCGCCCAAGAGUGUCACAUGGCAUCACCAUCUGUCUCACUUGCCUCGACACGUCAUCUGAAAAACCAAAUGAGGCACGCAACAUGACUGGAUUAUAACCAAACUUCUUCCUGGAUUGCACUGAUGCCUUCAUGAGGAGGGUAAAUGCUACAUCAAUGUUUAAGGGACGUCAAGGGCUUUUCUUCAUAAACCAAUCUAGUGAGGCUGUGUCUGACCACAUCCUCUGCAGACAGCGUGUGGGGAAACCCACAGUUUGAACAUACUGUACAUCCCGUAAUGCCAAUGUGGGUGGACUCCAUUAAUCCUGCCAUGUGAAUCUGUAGUCUGCAGCAACUGGCUGCUGUGUCUCCAGCAUACAGUUCUGUUUCUCUUCACCUCAUCAGCAGUGAUCUAGCCGAGGACAGUGUUUGGCCUGUAAGAGCGCCUGGUUGUCAGGAUUGUUCCGGAAGUUCUGUGCAGGAUUGUUCUGUGCAGUAAAUCAGUAUUGGAUGAACAAAACAAACAGCUUCACUCAGCAUCCCUUUUUUGGUUCCUCAGGUCUGGUGCCCAGACCAAGGCAAGGAAAAGUGGAUGGUAUCUCGGUUCAGAGGUCACGUGUCUGUUUAUCUAACAAAGUGCAGAGGCACAGACCAGGGACGUGACCGAGGCAUAGUUUACCCAGCGCUCUCCCUGAGCUGACUCCAGAAGGGCGUAGUAGCUGACAGAGUUAUGACUGAUUUUCCUGUGAUCAUCUUAGGGCAGUGAGGUGUAACGCCUUGUGAAAGUUGGAGCAUUUAAGUUGGUGACUGGCUGCUCCCUACCUCCACCCUGCUGCUGACUGUUAGGUAGGAGGAAUUAAUGGCCAAUUUUUUUUUCUUCACUCUAUUCUGUUCUGUUUCUUUUGAACACCUUGAAUCGUCUUUGCGAUGUGUGUGCUUGUCGUGCAGCCUGUGGAUACAGUCUUUCGUUUCUUGCCACUUCCUUCCUGUCAUCAUCUGACCUAAAUGCUAACCUGCAGUAUGCUUAGCAGCGCAAAACAGAAUGCCCCGCUGUAUAUUUCAAAACCUUAUUCAACGUACAUUCCCAACAAGACACUGCAGGAUGAAGCUGAAUGCUAGGUAGUAGAUGGUUGUUAUGAUGUCAGCAACACAGCAAGUGUCCACUAUUAUUGGUUGUUUGUAUUGUUUUUCUCUUGUGAGAAUUGCAGAUCUACAAGUGCAUUAAGCAAUCUGGCUGAGGCCGGAAGAUGUGUUUCUUGCUACAAAGCCAUUGCUGAGGUUGAAUGGUUUGGACACUGGACCUCAAGAGUCUGGGGAAACUUGAGACAUCACAAACAUGCACACGCAUGCACACACACACACACACACACACACAAAAAGUUCAAAAAGACAAACACUAACUUUUUUGUUUUCUAACAGGAGAGUUGAAUAGAUUUUAGACUGAGACAUCCAUAACCACCGAGGAGAUGCACCCCAGCCCAGUGCCUAACCUGUCAAGGUUGUCUUUCCUUAUUGAAAACAGAAAGCAUCCGAGACCCUUUUUUUAAACCCUGUAGGCCUUGUAAAUAUUUAAUGACACAGACUCUCUCCCAGGUGGUUGUGUGAGGUAUACUACCCAGGCAGGAAGGGCAUUAUCAGUUAGUCCCAUAAGCCUUAAGUAGGAAUGACAAAUGUGCCAAAUUUAAUCAAGUAUUUCCUCCUAAACUUCAGUGGCCACUGAAUUUAAUUAAAUGGAGGCCUGUCGAGUGUGUACUGCCCUGUUUUAUUUCUUCAUUUUGAUAUUUAUUGCCAACGCCUGUUACUCGAAAUCCAUUUGGCACAUGCAAAUGGCAGCACUAAAGAGGAGGAUGUCGAAUCACUUCAUGAUGUUCACUGCCAGACAGCAUGGGCCAUCUAAUUCAAAGAUUGUUUACACAAGACUCGUCUGAUGUGGUUAAAACUGUCCUUUUGUUUACGGGUUGUCGCAAACCACCGUAAGCAUGUUAGCAUGUUUAGCAGGCCUGGCUCCGUGAACAAUGUGUGAGACCCUGAUAUGUCCGAAAGUCAAUAUGCAAACUUUUCUAGGACUGACUGAGAUGUUUGUGGUGAGCAGUUUCCCCUUUUCAGUGUAUUUAUAUAUGCUAUCACCACUGUAAUAACUUUGCCCGUUUCUCCUCCUCUCUGUGUGUGGCAAUUAUUGUAUAUUCACAUGCUCUCUCCCUUUCUCGCAGAUAACUGCUAUAUUUUUCAAUAAAAGAACCAGUGGUCAUCA